AUGUCGGACCAUUACAAUUGUUUUGACUUCAGGCGGCUAAGUCAUCCACUCCACCAGAAAGCUCUGCGGGUGUGCUUCCUCCGGAACGGCGAUAGGCACUUCAAUGGCGUUAAUAUGGUCAUCUCUCGAGCCCAUUUCAAGGACUUUCACGCUCUGCUGCAAGGAGUCACAGAGUCUCUAGGACGCCACGUGGUACUGCGAUCAGCUAUCGCGCAUUUCUGCCGAACCGACGGAUCGCAUUUAACAUCACUGAGCAGUUUCCGCGAAACCGACAUUGUGAUUUGCUGCUGUAAAAACGAAGAAAUGGUUUGGGUCAAGUACAGCGUCAACAAGGACUUUCUGCGAAUGGUGGAGUCCUGUAAACGUUGGCGCCAACGUCGCUUAUACAGUGGAUGCCUGGAUCGCAUAAAGCCCUACGACCUGCCGGAGGCCAUACAGCUUUACAUCGAGAGUCUGGAGACCGUGGUGCAAAACCCAAAUACGCUGAUAUAUCGCGGACAAUCCAAGGCCAGCAGGACCAAGUGCAUCGUAAAAAUGGUGAACAAACAGAGAAGGAGCAAUAACUAUGUGGAGGCGGAGGUGCUGCGGCAGCUGCAGUCGCAUCCAAACAUCGUCGAACUGAUGUACACGGUGGAGGAGGAGCGCUACAUGUACUUGGUUUUGGAGCACCUGGACUGUGACAUGCAGGACGUGAUACAGGAGCUCGGUAUCAUGUCGGAGAAAAGUGCCAGAUUGGUGAUGAGAUGCACGGUAGCGGCUCUGGCGCAUAUGCAUCAGCUCCAGGUGAUUCAUCGGGACAUCAAGCCGGAAAAUCUGCUGGUCUACUUUUCAUCCGGCGGUUGGAAUUUCGAAAUGGUCAAGGUAGCGGACUUUGGCUUGGCCACAUACUAUCGCGACAAGUUGUACGUCUUCUGCGGCUCACCAUGCUACAUGGCACCCGAGAUAAUCGCAAUGUCGGGAUACGAUUAUCAGGUGGACUCCUGGUCGCUGGGCGUUACUCUGUUCUAUAUGCUCUGCGGCCAGAGGCCCUUUGCUAGUGCCAGCCAAGAUGUGAAUGAGAUCUAUGCUGCGAUCAUGAGUGGUGGGCCCAGCUAUCCCAAGGACAUGGAUGGAGUCCUGAGUCCAGGGGCCAGCCAGUUGAUCGACGGACUGCUAGUGAGAAAUCCGAGCAAUCGUUCCACCAUCGCUGAGCUCGGACAGUAUCCGUUCUUGGCCUUAUAGGGCUGUUCAAAAUUUUCCGUUUUCGAUUGUUUGGAUUUUCAAUAAAUUUGAAUAGC
Drosophila erecta is the source of this 1277-nucleotide messenger RNA. RefSeq names its product serine/threonine-protein kinase GD17699. NCBI's taxonomy places the organism in Eukaryota, Metazoa, Arthropoda, Insecta, Diptera, Drosophilidae. Gene Ontology annotation, molecular function: protein kinase activity; ATP binding. The transcript has a single exon. Bases 1 to 1221 code for a protein of 406 amino acids. The record is from RefSeq and is a predicted model, not a curated record. Gene Ontology annotation, cellular component: nucleus; spindle pole; centrosome. Gene Ontology annotation, biological process: protein phosphorylation; mitotic cell cycle; regulation of cytokinesis.